Molecule: messenger RNA, 1580 nt
Organism: Esox lucius (northern pike)
Lineage: Eukaryota; Metazoa; Chordata; Actinopteri; Esociformes; Esocidae
Gene: tubb2b
Product: tubulin, beta 2b
Exons: 4
Coding region: 77-1414 (445 amino acids)
Biological process (GO): mitotic cell cycle; microtubule cytoskeleton organization
Cellular component (GO): microtubule; cytoplasm
Molecular function (GO): GTPase activity; GTP binding; structural constituent of cytoskeleton
Source: RefSeq, a predicted model, not a curated record
AUUCUUUACUCGCAGUCUCGGAAAGGAAAGCAGUGGUUUUUAAUUGUGAAGGAGUUGUUCUGUCUUUAAAGUAAAAAUGAGGGAAAUCGUGCACCUUCAGGCUGGACAGUGUGGAAACCAGAUCGGCGCUAAGUUCUGGGAGGUGAUCAGUGACGAGCAUGGCAUUGACCCAACUGGCACAUACCAUGGGGACAGUGACCUUCAGCUUGACAGGAUCAAUGUCUACUACAAUGAAGCCUCAGGUGGUAAAUACGUGCCCCGUGCAGUUCUGGUGGACUUGGAGCCAGGGACCAUGGACUCUGUGAGAUCCGGACCCUUUGGCCAGAUCUUCAGACCAGACAACUUCGUGUUCGGCCAGAGUGGUGCUGGAAACAACUGGGCCAAGGGCCACUACACAGAGGGAGCUGAGCUGGUGGACUCAGUCCUGGAUGUUGUGAGGAAGGAGGCUGAGAGCUGUGACUGCCUGCAGGGCUUCCAGCUGACCCACUCCCUGGGAGGAGGCACUGGCUCCGGCAUGGGCACCCUGCUCAUCAGCAAGAUCCGCGAAGAGUACCCCGACCGCAUCAUGAACACAUUUAGCGUGGUGCCCUCCCCGAAAGUAUCAGACACUGUGGUAGAGCCUUACAACGCCACCCUCUCGGUCCACCAGCUCGUAGAGAACACAGACGAGACCUUCUGCAUUGACAACGAGGCCCUCUACGACAUCUGCUUCCGUACUCUCAAACUCACAACUCCAUCCUACGGCGACCUCAACCACCUGGUAUCGGCCACAAUGAGCGGCGUCACCACGUGCCUGCGAUUCCCCGGCCAACUGAACGCCGACCUCCGCAAACUGGCCGUCAACAUGGUGCCAUUCCCCCGUCUCCACUUCUUCAUGCCCGGCUUCGCCCCCCUCACCAGCAGAGGGAGCCAGCAGUACCGUUCCCUCACCGUACCCGAGCUCACCCAACAGAUGUUCGAUGCCAAGAACAUGAUGGCCGCCUGCGACCCCCGCCACGGUCGCUACCUCACCGUGGCUGCCAUCUUCCGCGGGCGCAUGUCCAUGAAGGAGGUGGAUGAGCAGAUGCUGAACGUGCAGAACAAGAACAGCAGCUACUUUGUGGAGUGGAUCCCCAACAACGUGAAGACCGCUGUCUGUGACAUUCCUCCCCGUGGCCUCAAGAUGGCCGCCACCUUCAUCGGCAACAGCACAGCCAUCCAAGAGCUGUUCAAGCGCAUCUCCGAGCAGUUCACCGCCAUGUUCCGGCGUAAGGCCUUCCUCCACUGGUACACCGGAGAGGGUAUGGACGAGAUGGAGUUCACCGAGGCGGAGAGCAACAUGAACGACCUGGUGUCCGAGUACCAGCAGUACCAGGAUGCCACAGCAGAGGAGGAGGGCGAGUUUGAAGAGGAGGGAGAGGAGGAGCUGGCUUAAAUGUGUAGUUGUGCUUUCCGAGCUGUAAUUCACUGACAUGUCAGUGUCAACCUUUCCAGUGUUCCAUUAUCUGUCCUUUUUGUUUUGUCACCUCUGCUAUUCCUGUCUUUUUUUUUUUUUUUUUUUUGUCUGUACAGAAACGUCAAUAAAAUGUCUUUUGUUUAAA